AUGGCAUCGGCAUCCCGUGGUAGUCUCAGAGAAGUUCUCCGUAGUCGCCAGGAGGCUCGGAACCGUAAGAGCUGCGAUCCAUGUCGAGAGAGGAAGGUUAGGUGCGAUAAAGGAUCACCAUGCGCAACGUGUAGCAAACGGGGCUAUCCGGAUUUGUGUUCUUAUCGUAAUCCCCGACCGGAGCAUCGUCACACGGAACACAGAGUGGAAACAAUACAAUCGCCACAAGACGGAGGUAUCACCAGCGAGAGGGAGCAACCCGCAGCCGAUCUGCAUGCACAUACCUCGCCUAACCCCUCUCAUAGCAUCGGGGUAUUCAAGGCUCGUCUUACGCAUUCUACUUCAAUCGCUACGCUAGCCCAAGAGCCUUCUACACAUCUCAUUGAUGGCCCUAGCGACCGCGCCGCUUUCGAGACUGGUGUUUUACCUCUCUUAGGCGUGAAUGAAGCUACAAGCACAGAACAGCUGAUGACCGUUCUCGAAAAUGCGCUUCUCAGUAGCUUCUUAUCAGUCGAACAAGAUGUCUAUGCUCUUUUCCGCUCUUACAAACAUCGUGUCCACCCUUUUCAUUCCAUCCCUCUUGAUCUCGACCAAAUGGAAAAGAGACUAUGCGCCAUCAUAGAAUUCAGACACAGCCCAGGUACCGAUGUGGGACUAGACGUGAAUAAGAUUCCUCGAUGGCUUUGCUUGUUACACGCAGUGUUGGCAUAUGGUGCCCAAUUUUCGGAUAUGCCUCUAGAGCGCCGAUUCUCUUUAUCCCAUGAACAUACAAAACUCGCAUUCGAGUUGCUAGUAAAGACCGAUUAUCUAGCUCGACCUUCUAAGGAGACUAUUCAAACGCUCUUAAUACUCGGAAAUGUACUACAAGAUGAUAUGAAACCCCAAGCAGCUUGGGCUCUCGUGGGGACAACGAUACGACUUGCGCAGAGCUUAGGUAUGAAUACUUGUCGACCUCAACCUGAGUCAUUGUCCGUAACUGAGGGAAAUGCAUCUUUACGGCUUGCUAUCGUGCGACAAGAAGCAUUGCUCUCUGUGGCUUUCGGUCGCUCUCCAUCGUGUAGCGACAUGAAUUUCGAGGAAGAUUUGCCUACUCUUACUCCCGAGAACAGUUUAACAUACCGCCAAGCAAUGGGUUGGCUCUGCCACAUUGCAGUCCGCUUCCUGGAAUCCCGAAAAUGCGCAACAGCACCGCCUACGCCUCUAUCUAUUUUAAAAAAGAUCGACCUCCUUGAUCAAUGCGUUUCUCCACAUCUCAAGGAUCGCCAUUUCUGUGGCUCUGCGCAGGAUAUUGAGGAGUGUUAUGCCUUCGAUCUACAUAAGAACUUCGUCAUCUCAGCUCUCUGCCGCCCGUUCCUAUCAGAUGGGUCGAUUCCUACGACCAACGAUCGUGAUAGUCGGGAUAUACUAGAUCGACUCCAGGGUUCGUUAAAACGCAGCGCCUGGGCUUAUAUACGUCUACGGACUAUGAGUCCCCUGGCUAGAAGGUCGUGGGCGUUUAUUCAUAAUGGAUUGACAUCUGUCCUUCUAUUGAGUUUGAUGAAGGAAACGAGGCAUGAUGAUGUGACGAAAACGCUUCGGGAUAGUAUGAUUAUCAGUCUUCAGCAGGAAAAAGACGACUAUAGUCUGGAUUCAAAUUCGACAGCGGUUGGCCUUUUAUCGGGUUCGUUGACUAAGACAUUGAAGGCCCUUCAGACAAUGAAGGCAUUGGUAGAACGGGAAGCUGUACCGCAAAAUUUGUCGGGGAUGUCUUCAAAUGCCCAGGUACAAGGCAAUUCAAGCGGAUUGAAUGAAUCAAUUGACUUCGUCAAUCAACAAGAAUCGUGGAGUAUGGCCGAAUGGCUGGCGUCAUUCGAUUCAGGAGACACAUCUUUAGGGGUGUCCGAUUUUAUCUUAUCGGAACCAUUCGCAAGCGAGGAGUCUCCGUUUUUGGUGUGA
Messenger RNA from Hypoxylon trugodes, 1935 nucleotides. Its product is annotated as c6 zinc finger domain-containing protein. Lineage: Eukaryota; Fungi; Ascomycota; Sordariomycetes; Xylariales; Hypoxylaceae. Gene Ontology annotation, biological process: regulation of DNA-templated transcription; DNA-templated transcription. The transcript has 4 exons. The record is from RefSeq and is a predicted model, not a curated record. Gene Ontology annotation, molecular function: zinc ion binding; carboxy-lyase activity; DNA binding. Bases 1 to 1935 code for a protein of 644 amino acids.